Molecule: messenger RNA, 4629 nt
Organism: Phyllopteryx taeniolatus (common seadragon)
Lineage: Eukaryota; Metazoa; Chordata; Actinopteri; Syngnathiformes; Syngnathidae
Product: pleckstrin homology domain-containing family A member 5-like
Exons: 30
Coding region: 286-4167 (1293 amino acids)
Cellular component (GO): cytosol
Molecular function (GO): phosphatidylinositol-4-phosphate binding; protein binding; phosphatidylinositol-5-phosphate binding
Source: RefSeq, a predicted model, not a curated record
UCCGGCCCUGCCCCUUUAGUCGUCCACGCACUGGCUGGCUGCUUUCGACAACAAUAACACCAGAGAAUAAGACACUUUGAGUGGAAUUGUGAAAGUGACUGCAGGGGAGAAAGAAAAAAAAAAAAGCGAAGGGAGAACUUUUCAACAUGACACGUCAGAGAGUGGGCAACUCGUGAAGCGUACCUGGCUGCUGCCAGCCGUCCGCCCGCCCGCCGUUGCCAAGGUUUCCGUGUACGCGCUGCCUUGCGUGCCUGCGCGCGCGCGCGCCACACGCCAUUGGCAGACAUGGCGGCGGACCUCCAGCCCGAGUGGAUUUGCGGUCUGCCUCGUUCCUGGAGUUAUGGGCUUACUCGUGACGGACGUGUCUUUUUCGUCAACGAAGAAGCCAAGAGUACAACCUGGCUGCAUCCCCUGAGUGGCGAGGCGGUCAUAACCGGACACAGGAAAACUCCAGAUCUACCCACUGGAUGGGAAGAAGGAUACACGUUUGAGGGGGCACGAUGCUUCAUCAACCAUAAUGAGCGAAAGGUGACUUGCAAGCAUCCCGUUUCAGGCUCGCCAUCUCAAGACAACUGCAUCUUUGUCAUCAACGAACAUGUGUAUUGUGGAAAAAUGUUUCAUCCAACAUGUAGCAGAUCUGCUGCCAAAGUACCAGUGAAUGAAAAGAAGGAACAGCCACGAAGCACCAUGAGCGAGGUCGCCAACAACACAGGCGGCUCCGACUGUGCCGCAAACCAAGCCAGUGCAGCAGCAAGAGCAUCUAGACCUCCUAAAAAGCUUCAUAAUUUUGGGAAGAGAUCAAAUUCUAUUCGGAGAAAUCCCAGUGCUCCGGUUAUAAAGAGGAACUGGCUUUAUAAGCAGGACAGCACAGGGAUGAAGCUGUGGAAAAAGAGGUGGUUUGUGCUGUCGGACUUGUGUCUCUUCUAUUACAGAGAUGAAAAAGAGGAGGGCAUACUUGGCAGUAUACUCCUACCAAGCUUCCAUGUAUCCAUGCUGUCUGUUGAUGAUCACGUCACAAGAAAGUAUGCCUUCAAGGCGACACACCCCAACAUGCGGACAUACUACUUUUGCACUGACACAGCCAAAGAGAUGGAGUCCUGGAUGAAAGUGAUGACCGAUGCCGCACUUGUGCAUUCCGAGCCUGUUAAAAGGUUGGACAAGCUAAAAGUGGAACAGUGUGGACCUCAGGAGCUUAAUAACAUAGCCAAUCACGAGCCACCAUUGACACAGCCUGAAGUUGAGAACGAGCGCGACCGCGAGGUGGACCGUGAGCAUGCGUCGGUAGAGGACAGGAAGCAGCGAGACGCCGAGCGCUAUGGCUUCCGGAGAGAUGGUGCGGACCCUAAUCGCCCUCUCACCAAGAUCAACAGUAUCAAAAUGCCGCCAGCCCAAGCAACAGCUGUCACGGUCAAGCUUGCAGUACCACGGACCCCGGCAGAGAUAGAUGGCUCACACCACAGUCCCCAGGUCAAUGGAGCUGGCGAACCGGGUCCAGCUGACCGCACUGGAGUUCUUCCUCAGCGAAGUCCAAACUACGAGCCAGAACGGACUUUGAGUAGGACCAACUCGAUGCAGCAACUGGAGCAUUGGGUUCGCGCACAAAGAGGACGCACCCCGGAUGAUGACACCAGAAGCAUCACAUCAUACCAGACACUCCCAAGAAACAUGCCAAACCAUCGAAUGGCCCAUGUGGCUCAUUAUGGUGACGGUUACCGCAGUAUGCCCAGAAAUAGCAUGGCACAGAGGGACAGCAUCUGCAGCAUGUCACCGUCAUUGUACGACCAAGCCUUGGGUCCCUCGAUAGCUGACAAGCGCCACUCCAUGCGCUCUGACACCAUGUGGCAGCUGUAUGAGUGGCAACAACGACAGGCGUACACCAGACCGCCAGGGCUCUAUGCCCCUAUGGCCAGCCCCAAAACCAUGAUCAACCUUUCAGAGCACGCUGCGUCAACCUGCUCCAUCCCACCCUCGCCCUCCCAUGGUUCCCUGUCAAUGUAUGGUGGCUACUCUCAGCCGCGACCAUACAACAUGAGCAGCGCCCGCUCUGAGAUCGCAUCUCCCAUCUACCAAAGGGACAUGAGUAUCAACAGGCGGCAGAGGCACCAAAUCCCUAAGUAUGCCUAUGCACCUGAUAGGAGGUCAAUGCCCGUAGGAAUUCCAGUCCAGCCGAUCACUGCCCAGUCUGUCCAAGGCAAAAGUCCAGAGGAACUGACUUUGCUUCUGAUAAAGCUGCGUCGGCAGCAGGCAGAGCUAAACGGUAUCCGGGACCUCACACUAGCACAGCUUACGCAACUUAACAUGGAUGGCGACAACCUAAAGAACGAUGCUCUGUCCCAUCAUCUCCAACGGACUCUAAUGUAUUUGGACAAUCAGAUGAAGGAAAAUGACCCUUUAAUCUUCGUGACUCACACUUUGAUUGAGAACUCGGCCCCAAGGCCUCAACUUUACAAGCAACUUAGCCCAGAAGACCCGAGAGAACACAGCGACAUGCCGGAAGAGGAGGACAUUGAUACCAAACUUAGCCAAUUGUGUGAGCAGGAUAAAGUGGUGAGGACACACGAGGACAAACUUCAGCAGCUGUACAGAGAGAAGCAUACUCUGGAGACAGCACUGCUGUCAGCCAGCCAGGAGAUAGAAUUGGGCUCAGACAACUCUGUUGCCAUGCAGAGUGUUGUCCAGCAGAGAGACUUACUGCAGAGUGGCUUGCUUAGCACCUGCAGAGAGCUGUCCCGGGUCACAGCUGAAUUGGAGCAGUCAUGGCGUGAGUAUGACCACCUUGAAGGAGCUGUGAUUCUAGCAAAAUGCAACCUGCUGGAGCAGCUUGAAGCACUGGGCAGUCCACAGACUGAACCUCCUAGCCAGCAGCACGUGCGCAUCCAGAAAGAACUGUGGCAGAUCCAAGAUGUGAUGGAGGUCCUCAAUAAACAUAAAAACCAGAGAAACACGGAUGCCUCCAUGGGCUUGUAUGGGCCCAACUUCGGCGUGCAGAAAACAGAGGAGGAGGACUUGGUACCCCCACGGCCACCUUUACCCCAGUCAUAUGAGCCCAACCCCUCAGCAAUGCCCCCUCAUGCCGGAGUUCGCUCGGCAUCCCUCCACAGAACAGAGGACAGGAAGACCAGUCAGAAGAAUGGCACACACAGCGGGCCGGACUACCGACUGUACAAGAGUGAACCAGAGCUCACCACAGUAACUGAAGUGGACGAGAGCAAUGGAGAGGACAGGUCUGAACACCCGUCUGAUCAUCCUGCAAAUAAAGGGCUGUCCUACCCAGUAGGCAUUGUUCCACCUAGAACCAAAUCCCCAGUGCCUGAAUCAUCCUCCAUAGCCUCAUAUGUUACUCUAAGGAAGAAUAAGAAGCCAGAGUCCAAAACAGAGCGUCCACACAGCGCCAUGGAGCAUCAGCUGUGUGCGCUGGAGAGCGGUCGGCCCAGGAUGAGUGUGGAGGAGCAGCUGGAGAGGAUUCGCCGCCACCAGCAGGGUGCCCUCAGGGAGAAGAAAAAGGCCAUCCGCAUCCGGGGCAGCAGCGAGGAGAAUGCGCUGUCCCGAAGCAAUUCAUUUACUAAAGACAACCAUUCACGCGAUGUGCAGUCUCAAAUGAGGCGUAGAGAAGAUGUGAUGAGCACCGAUAUUCUGGCGCUAGAGGCCUCACUUAGGCAGCAGGAGGUGGUGAGGGAGCAGGAGACGCCCGCCGAGGAAAUAGCACGUCUCAAAGAAGCCUCAAACUUAGACCGCUUUAAUGUGGUUCGAGAACUAUCUGUGCCUGAAAAAGUCCUGAUACCGGAACGCUACGUGGAGUCUGACCCAGAGGAGGCACUGAGCCCAGAGCAGGAGGCUGACAAGCAGAGGAAAGUUGACCGCAUCAAAGCCCUCAUUGCCAAAAACAGCAUGCAGAAUCCAAUGCCCACCGUAGCGUUAAGCCCAGUGGAGACUGAAGAGGAAAUUACAAUCCAAGAGAAAGAAAAGAUGAUUAAUAUUUCUUACGAGCUGGCAGCAGAGGCCUCCAAACGUAGCAAGCUGGUCGCAGUGAAAAGCCCAUCGCCAUCUUCCCCACUCCCCCCACCAUCUCCUAACACCCCGCCUCAGCUCGCUGACGGUUCUCACUUCAUCACAAGCUCUGGCCUCAGUCAAAACGUACACAUGAAGGAAUUAGCAGUGGACACAUAACCACGGACACGAGCAUCCCCGAGGUCUUAACCUAACCUGCGUGUGAUCACUGUGACAUCUGAAGCACCCUCCAUGUUGCCACAACCAAUAACAUUUCAUUUCUUUGGGACUCUCCUACUGCUUUUGUUUUGUUCUUAACAUUGGAAAGUUGUAUCUACCCUUUUUAAUUAUUUAUAUAGAUUAACAGGUAUUCUUCGAUCUUUUGGUUGGUCUGUUAUUAUUUAAGCAUUCAUAUUUAACCAUUUACAGUGGAAAUAUUUGCUGCUUGGUAAUUUGAGCAUAUAAAACAUAAUGAACAGAAGCCCCACUUUGGUACUACAGACUAAUUUGAUUCCUGUUUCUCUGUUGUAAUUAUUUAAAAUGACACGCUGCAGUCCAUGUUAAAAUACUGUUGUAUGGAUGUUCUGGUUUAAGUCUCUCUAGACUUGUUUUUUGUAAUUGCUGAGAGUUAUAUUUAAGAUA